Molecule: messenger RNA, 1125 nt
Organism: Aspergillus pseudotamarii
Lineage: Eukaryota; Fungi; Ascomycota; Eurotiomycetes; Eurotiales; Aspergillaceae
Gene: ssn8
Product: cyclin-dependent protein serine/threonine kinase regulator SSN8
Exons: 3
Coding region: 133-1038 (301 amino acids)
Biological process (GO): positive regulation of transcription by RNA polymerase II
Cellular component (GO): mediator complex; nucleus
Molecular function (GO): cyclin-dependent protein serine/threonine kinase regulator activity
Source: RefSeq, a predicted model, not a curated record
UGAACACUUGGGUGACACAUACAUCCCUAAUUAUCAUCGAGUGUUCUUCAUGAUGACAACGAUUUCAGUCACAACUGCUUGAAACUUUUCAACCCUUUAUUAAUUAACUUUCCCUGGCCGUUUUUCAUUGUCAUGGCUGCCAAUUAUUGGGCGUCGACUCAACGUCGACAUUGGCUGUUUACGAAAGAAAGAUUGGCAGACAUUCGGGAGUCCUUUAGAGAGAGAGAUAAGGCCGCGCAUUCGCAAUUUCCUCUACCGGAUCAGAGGCUGCUCAACAUUUACUUUAGCCAACAACUCAUAAAGCUUGGAAAGAGGAUGUCAACUAGACAGCAAGCACUCGCUACAGCUCAAGUAUACAUCAAACGGUUUUAUACUAAAAACGAGAUAAGACAUACCAAUCCAUAUCUGGUGGUCACCACUGCAUUCUAUCUCGCUUGUAAGAUGGAAGAAUGUCCUCAACAUAUCCGAUUUGUGGUCGCAGAGGCCCGGAACUUUUGGCCCGAGUUCAUUGCCCCGGACGUGUCAAAGCUAGGUGAAUGCGAGUUCGCUUUGAUAUCCGAGAUGAACUCACAGCUCAUCGUUCAUCAUCCAUAUCGGACUUUAUCCGAGCUCCAACCAGAGCUAUCGCUUACAUCAGAUGAGGUAGCUCUGGCAUGGUCAGUAAUCAAUGAUCAUUAUCUUACCGACCUACCAUUACUAUACCCACCUCAUGUGAUUGCGGUAAUGGCCAUCAUCGUUGCUGUUGUCUUCAAACCGAGCCAGACGAGCUUCCAUGGGACUGCCGCCCCACUGGCCGGAGCGAUGAGGGAUGGAGGGGUGAAUAUCCUCGCAGCUUUGGGAGAUAAGAAUGGCGCUGGUCCGCCUCCUCGAAUUCAGAAACUUGUUGGCUGGCUUGCUGAGAGUGAGGUUGAUAUCCGAGCUGUUAUUGAAUGCACCCAGGAGCUGGUGUCUCUGUAUGAGAUCUGGGAGAAUUAUAGCGAAAAGCACUGUAAGGAGCUACUUGGCCGAAUGGUGAAGAGCAAGAAUCUGGACAAGUGAGAUUAUGUGAUGGGCCCAUUAUAAUAUUUCUCAUUUCUAGUAGUAUCGCGGCGUUUUGCUUUUGCACUGCAUUUAGGGAGUUUCUUG